This is a messenger RNA of Nezara viridula (southern green stink bug), 252 nucleotides long. Lineage: Eukaryota; Metazoa; Arthropoda; Insecta; Hemiptera; Pentatomidae. The record is from the annotation of a GenBank genome assembly.
AUGGUCCUGCGUUGGAGGGCCCAGCCCGGAUCAAUACGGAGCCGUAGAGGAGCUGCCCAAUGCGCCACUAUGCCGUUCUGUGUCAGCAGCAACAUCAAAGAGAACUUCUUUGAAGGUAAGUCCUCUAUCCGAAGUUGUCACCACCGUAAUGUCUUAUCUCUAGUCGCUAUUGCACAACCUCUAGCGGGCGAUACCAACCCCUCCUGCAUCUCCUCUGUCAUCUACAGCUGUGUCAAUGCUGCACUACGAUGA